UGCUGACUUCACUGUGCUAAUUCGGGCUGAUUCAUUGUAGACCUCCUGAAGCUUAGCACAAGUUCUGAGGCGGGUUUUAAUAAUACAGAUCAAAUGGACCGGUUACUGAGGCUUGGAGGAGGGAUGCCUGGACUGGGACAGGGUCCUCCUACAGACGCCCCUGCUGUGGACACAGCCGAACAGGUGUACAUCUCCUCUCUGGCCCUGCUUAAGAUGCUGAAGCACGGCCGUGCAGGUGUGCCGAUGGAGGUCAUGGGGCUGAUGCUGGGCGAGUUUGUGGACGACUACACCGUACGUGUGAUCGACGUGUUUGCCAUGCCUCAGUCAGGCACGGGUGUGAGUGUGGAAGCUGUUGACCCUGUUUUUCAAGCCAAGAUGUUGGAUAUGUUGAAGCAGACUGGAAGGCCAGAGAUGGUGGUAGGCUGGUACCACAGUCACCCCGGGUUUGGCUGCUGGCUGUCUGGUGUAGACAUUAACACCCAGCAGAGCUUCGAGGCGUUGUCUGAGCGGGCUGUGGCAGUGGUGGUGGACCCCAUUCAGAGCGUCAAGGGAAAGGUGGUUAUCGACGCUUUCCGACUGAUCAAUGCUAACAUGAUGGUCUUGGGACAUGAACCACGGCAGACAACCUCUAACCUGGGACACCUCAACAAGCCCUCCAUUCAGGCCUUAAUUCAUGGAUUGAACAGACAUUACUACUCCAUUACCAUCAACUACAGGAAGAAUGAGCUCGAGCAAAAGAUGCUGUUGAACUUACACAAGAAGAGCUGGAUGGAGGGUCUGACACUGCAGGACUACAGCGAACACUGCAAACUUAACGAGACCAUUGUAAAAGAGAUGCUUGAGCUGGCCAAGAAUUACAACAAGGCUGUUGAAGAAGAAGACAAAAUGACUCCUGAGCAGCUGGCCAUCAAGAAUGUUGGCAAACAGGAUCCCAAACGGCAUUUGGAAGAACACGUGGAUGUACUGAUGACGUCCAACAUCGUGCAGUGUCUCGCCGCUAUGCUAGAUACAGUCGUGUUCCAGUAAACUUUCAUUGUGCUUAAACGUUUAUUCAUUGUCUGUUGUCUUUUUAAGAAAUAAAUCUAUACAAAACCCA
Neoarius graeffei (lesser salmon catfish) is the source of this 1096-nucleotide messenger RNA. RefSeq names its product proteasome 26S subunit, non-ATPase 14 (gene psmd14). The coding region runs from base 94 to 1026 and encodes 310 amino acids. The transcript is spliced from 11 exons. Gene Ontology annotation, biological process: protein deubiquitination; proteasome-mediated ubiquitin-dependent protein catabolic process. The record is from RefSeq and is a predicted model, not a curated record. Gene Ontology annotation, cellular component: proteasome regulatory particle, lid subcomplex. Gene Ontology annotation, molecular function: proteasome binding; metallopeptidase activity; protein binding. Lineage: Eukaryota; Metazoa; Chordata; Actinopteri; Siluriformes; Ariidae.